Fulvia fulva is the source of this 522-nucleotide messenger RNA. RefSeq lists its product as uncharacterized. Bases 1 to 522 code for a protein of 173 amino acids. The record is from RefSeq and is a predicted model, not a curated record. The transcript is spliced from 2 exons. Lineage: Eukaryota; Fungi; Ascomycota; Dothideomycetes; Mycosphaerellales; Mycosphaerellaceae.
AUGGCAACCAACAACGUCUGGAACGAGCACCGCACCCGCAUAGCAGGCGGCUGGAAAUGCGUCUCCUACGAAAUGUUCGACAACAGCGGCCCCGAACGAACCCUGAUCGCGAAACCGCACGGCGAGAAUCCCCUGGGCAGAGUUUCCAUCUCACGCAAUGGCUGGCUCGCCGCACACCUCGCUCGACCCGAACGAAUGCACAAGCUGCGAUCCGGGAAGCCGUGGCAGACCGCGGCUGACAAGGAAGUCGCCUACGUAGCAAGAGGUCUGUCUAUGUACUGCGGCCAUCUCAAGCUGUGUCAAGCUGAGGAAGGUGGGCUGUAUUGGCCGACGUUGGUGGAGAUUAGUACAGAUCCGAACCGCAUGGGUGGGAUUGAAGAGCGGAAGGUGACUUUGCUGGAGGAGGAUGGCAAGUCUUAUAUGGUUCUUGAGCCGAAGCAGGAUGUGCUGCUUGAUGAACUGACAAAGCUUGAGGAUGGCACACCCACACGGGCAGUUCUGAAGUGGGAGAAGUUCGAAUAG